This is a messenger RNA of Prinia subflava (tawny-flanked prinia), 974 nucleotides long. RefSeq names its product small integral membrane protein 15 (gene SMIM15). Bases 484 to 708 code for a protein of 74 amino acids. The transcript has 3 exons. The record is from RefSeq and is a predicted model, not a curated record. Lineage: Eukaryota; Metazoa; Chordata; Aves; Passeriformes; Cisticolidae.
CUCCCGCUCCCGCUCCCGCUCCCGGCCGGGCUGGGCGGGGCAGGCGCCUCCUUCCUGUUUCCGCUCGGAGUCCCGGAGCCCUCCAGGGCCGCGGGAGCUCGGCUCGCCCUUCCGCCGCUCGGCAGGCCCGGAGGGUGCCCGGGCCGCAGGUGAGGCAGUGCCGGGCGCGGCGGGCGCGGGGCUCGGAGGGAGGCGGCCGAGCCUUUCGCCGGGACGCGCUCCGGGCCGGCACCGCUGCGUUUGGUGCCAGGCCGGCGCCGCUUCGGUUCCCAAAGCACUGCCGGGCUCCCCCGCCUCCUGCUGAACCUGCAGAGAGAAACCGACCGGGCUGGCUUUCCUGCACUUCCAGAGUACCACAGACCUCUUUUUCCAUUUAGCAAUGUAUUGCUGGUAGCAUUUGCAGCUCUGUUGGAUUAAAUGUCUAAUUGUUCUGUAAGCACGGAACUUUAACAUAGGGGUUUUCCCAACAGGAAGACAGAAAAGAUGUUCGAUAUUAAGGCGUGGGCUGAGUACGUCGUGGAGUGGGCUGCCAAGGACCCCUAUGGCUUUCUCACCACCGUGAUCUUGGCUCUCACGCCGCUCUUUGUCAUCAGCGCGGCGCUGUCGUGGAAGCUGGCAAAAAUGAUUGAGGCCCGGGAACGAGAGCAAAAGAAGAAACAGAAACGCCAGGAGAACAUUGCAAAAGCCAAACGAACAAAGAAGGAUUAAAUUGGCAAAAACAGCCAGAAUCCACUGGCUAAGAAUCCACUUUCAAAAUGAAAUACUUGUACGUUUUGUGUUGUAACUGUCCUUUGAUACUUGAUCCUGUUAUUUCUUGAAGUAUGAAAUUUAAUACUUCCAGUGUAUUUUUUUUCCUGCUGAUUUGUGUUAAAAUUUGCCCAAGUGACAGUUGUCAGAGUAAUUAAAUUCACUACUUGUAUCCUAGUGCAGGUUGCUUUUCUAAAUUUGCGUGUUAAAUUAAAAAAUUAACCUCU